AAAACAACAAAAUAAAAAUUAAAAAUAUAAAUUUUUAAAAAUUUAAAAUUAAAUUAAUCAAAAUUUAAUAAAUUCGCUUUAAUUAAACAAAAAAAAAAAAGAAAAACUAAACUAUUAAAAAAAAUCAAACUGUUUAGAAAUUAUCAAUAAAAUUUAAUUAAUUCAAAUAAGUUAAAAAUUGAAAAAUAGUUAUGUAAAAAAUAAGGGAAAAACAAACUAAAUUAAUAAUUUAAAUAAACAAUAAAGAAACUCACUUUCUUGUAAAAAAUUAGUGAUCAACCACUUUAACAGUGACUCUACUUUAUUCAUGCUUCUCAUAUUUUUUCCCCUUCUCAUCAACUUCAGCGCUUAAAUACAAGCCAAAAAAAAACAUCAUUUUAAAUUCUUUUCCUACAUAAAUUCUUUCUUCAUUUUUAAUUUAUUUCAAAAUAAAUAAAAACAAGAAAAAAAAAAUUAUGAUUUUUCAUAAAGUAACGGAUAACAGGAAAAUUAAUUAGUGGUACAUAAGUAUAAAAAUAUGCUUAAUUAAUAAUUGAUAAAUUUAAAAAAAAAGAAAAUGUUAUAAUUUUAUACUCCGUAUUAUUGAAUUUUUGUUUUCAAAUAAUAUUAAAAAAAUAAUUUGAAUAAAUUCAAAUGGAACAUGUAUUAAAAAUGAAAACUAAACCCAGUGACUAAAUUAGUUUAUUACAAAAUUAUUAAAAAUAAGAGGAACUUCAAUAGUUUUCGAAUAAAACGAAGAAAAAACUUUUUUUCAAAAAUAUUUAAUAAUAAAGAAUUUAAUUUAUAUAAAGAAUAAAAAAUUAUAAAAAUUUGCAAGAUAUAAAUUAUAUUUUAUUUUGAUAAAAUUAAAAAAUUCAUGUGAAACCAGUAAAAAUAGUUAUUUAAAAAACAAUAAUUACAAGGAAAUAAAAUUUUUAAAUUAAAUAUUGAAAAAUAAUUUGAACAGAAAUUAUUAGAACAGUAAAAUAAAAGAAAUUAUUUUAUUUAUUUAAAUUUUAUUUUGAAAAAAAAAAACUCUUCAAAAAAGAUAACGAAAAAGAAAAACAGUUUAUUAUUUGGGCCUUUUUUAGCAGAUAUAAAAAUUAUUUUGCAAAAUUAGUAAAAAUAUUUUGUUUUUUAAAUUAAAUAUUGGAACAAAAAAUACUUAAUAUCUUUAAAAAAAAAAUAAUCGACGAACGACGACGAAACUGAAAAAUAAAAAAUUAUUUGGCUAAGAAGGAAAUAGAAACAAGUGGAGAUAAAUUGAAAAUUCAAAUUAAUCAAAUCGGGGAAUAAUUUUUCAAUAUAAUAAAACUAAUUUAAAUUUAUAUCAACAUAAAAAAAAACAAUAAUCACAAAUUUAUAUUCCAAUAAUUCGAGAGUAAAUACACAAAGAGCAUGAGCCAGUCGAAAAAUUUUCGCAAUGGCGAAGCAGAUAUUUACGGUAAUAUAUCAUGUGAUGAAUUCUAUAAUUUGAACACAAUUCGUAAUAUAAAUGUACCAAAUACAUUUCCCCCUAUUGGAACAUUUUCUUUGGAAACUGUUAAUUUAGCGCCCCCAACUCCAGUUCAACAAUUAUCGAACAAUCAUCAUAAUCAUAAUAUAUUUGAAAAUGAUGAUGCUGCAAGAAUAUUUUCAUCUAACUCAAUCUUGACGAAUGGCUUAAAUAAUUUAAAUUUAAAUAGUGGUGGAGGUGGUGGAGGUGGAGGCAAUAUAAUUGCACAAAAUUCAAUUAAUAAUACCUCUAAUAACAGUCAUGGUCCAAUAACUGGAAGUGGUGGUCAGCAGAAUCAUAAUAAUGCUAAUAACGAUGCAAGUCAAACAACACGAGAAACUGGAAUCAUCGAAAAGUUAUUGCAUUCAUACGGGUUCAUUCAAUGUUGUGAACGUCAGGCACGACUCUUUUUUCAUUUUUCGCAAUUUAGUGGAAACAUUGAUCACUUAAAAAUUGGUGAUCCAGUAGAAUUUGAAAUGACAUAUGAUCGCCGUACUGGAAAACCAAUUGCAAGUCAAGUUACUAAAAUAGCUCCAGAAGUUGUGUUAUCUGAAGAACGUGUGACUGGCACUGUUACAACUGAACUUUCAUGUUCCUCUAAUGUCUUAUCAUCAAAUGAAACAACAGGCCGUAUUAGCUAUGAGAAUCGUGGAGAAUGUUUCUUUCUCCCAUAUACCAAAGAUGAUGUUGAAGGUAAUGUUAACUUACGGGCUGGCGAUAAAGUGAGCUUCCAAAUAGCAACUAACCAAAGAGGUAACUUAGGUGCCUGCCAUAUUCGUUUAGAGAAUCCAGCUCAACCAGUUAAAUAUCGUGGUGUUGUUUGUUCGAUGAAGGAAUCAUUUGGUUUUAUUGAAAGAGCUGACGUUGUUAAAGAAAUUUUCUUUCAUUUUUCUGAAGCUGAAGGCUCGAUCGAAUUACGACCAGGAGAUGAUGUUGAAUUCACAAUCCAAACAAGAAAUGGACGCGAAUACGCUUGCAAUAUUACUCGCUUGCCACCCGGCUCGGUAAUUUUCGAGGACGUUGAUUCAACCAUAUUUAAAGGACAAGUUUUAAAACCUUUGGAUCGUAAUAAUCCUCAGCGUCCAUGUAACGACCCACUUCCAGGAAGGAUUCGUUAUAGAGCUCCAGAUCAUUCUGAAGUUGAAGUCCCUUUUGGAGAUAAAGAUCAGAAAGGAGAUUUUACUUUACGCCAUGGAGAUUGGGUUCAAUUUUUAUUGGCUACUGAUAGGCGUGAUCAAUUACAACGUGCCACAGCAAUUUCCUUAUCUGAUGAAACUUUUAAGGUAUCUGGAGAAAAGCGAGAACAAGGAGUAGUUUCAGCGUUGAAAGAUGGUUUUGGAUUUUUACGAUGUGUUGAACGAAAUGUCAGAUUAUUUUUUCAUUUUACAGAAGUUUUAGACCCGAGCCGUGAGUUAUGUGUUGGAGAUGAAGUUGAAUUUACUGUAAUUCAGGAACCUGGAUCAACAUACAACAGUUCUAGGCUUUGCGCCAUUCGUAUAAAACAUUUGCCACAUGGCACAGUUCAAUUUGAAACUCUAGUUGUCAGUAACAUUGAGGGGGUAAUAACUCGUGAAGCUCCAAAAAGUCCAGUAAAAUCACAAGAUCGCGUUGAGGGGGGUGUCAUAAGCUAUGAUCAAAAUGAUACAAAAAAAACUAUUAUGUAUUUUCUAAAAGACUGUGAAAAACCACCAAGAAUUGGUAGCCGAGUGCGAUUUGAUAUAUGCUUAGUGAAGCGUAACAAAGAAUUAAUUGCGGUUAAUGUUGUCGACGUAACUCAUUCCACAAGCAAUUUAAACAAUCAUCAGGAACAGCAACAUCAUCAACACCAUCAACAACAACAUCAGCAUCAUUCACAACAACCGCAACAACAAUUAACUAAUGGCAUUAGUUGCUCUCCAAAUAGUGGUAAACAUAACGAUUAUGGGAAUAUGAAAAUAGAAGACUACAAUAAAUAUGAUAAUAAUAAUCUGACAAAUAAUUCUGGAAAAGUUUAUAGAGGCUUCAUAGCAGUUUUAAAAGAAAAUUUUGGUUUCAUUGAAACCUUAACACAUGAUGAGGAAGUUUUCUUUCAUUUUAGUAAUUAUAAUGGUAACCCAAGUUGGUUAGAAUUGGGACAAGAAGUAGAAUAUACUUUAGCUCCAACUGGUAGCAGCACAUCGACAUCUGGUAAUUGCUUACCAGCUGAAAAUGUAAAAACUUUGCCAAAAAAUUCUAUACCUAUACCAGCUGUAUUAGAUGCAAUAUAUAAUGGUAUUGUUGCAAGACCAUUACGUUGUAUUAAUCCAGAUCAACAAGAAUAUUCAGGGUUAGUUGAAAUGUGGAAUGAUCAAAAAAUUUGUGUUAGCACACACGAAUUCGGAAUAACAAGUUUGGUUAAUAAACGGGAUCUAUUACAACAAGGCGAUUUAGUAACAUUUAAAAUUGAUGUAACUGGGCGUGCUGCAGAAAUAACAGCUGUACGUCAAAAGAAACGUGCAACAGUUGAUUCAAUUAAAGGACAAUUUGGAUUUUUGAGCUAUGAAAUAGAAGAAGGAAAAAAAUUAUUCUUUCAUAUGUCUGAAGUUCAGGGAAAUACAGCUGCCUUACAUCAGGGUGAUACGGUUGAAUUUUCAGUUGUUACAAAUCAGCGAAAUGGAAAAUCUUCGGCAUGCAAUGUCAUUAAAAUUAAUGAUCGUCCAGAUCGUUUGAUAUCUCGUUUGAAGCUUAAUUCUGUAGAUGAUUCAAGUCCACGUUUAAUUGUGACACGCGCACCUAGAGGACCACAGGGCAAAGGGUUUUCUCCACAGUUUCGGUCUCCCCGUAUUGCUGGUUUAGUCGCUGAAUAAAUAUUACAAAAACAAAAUUUUAAAAAUCUUAAUAGCAAUAAAACUGAAUCGAAACAAAUUUGAAACCAUGAAAUUAUUUAAUUAAACAAAAAGAAAUCAAUACAAAUGUAUUCAGUAAAUGCAGUACAUAAUAAUAAAAUAAAAAAAAACAUAAAUUAUUAAAAAUAUAAAAAAAAAAUUAAAAAUUAAAAAAAAAAUGCUUAUAUACAUAUAAAACAUAUUGGCACUAAAAAUUCUAGUUAUAAACAAAUUAUAUUAUAAACAAAAAAGGAUGGAAUACAAUACAAGAAAAUUAUUUAAAAAUUCAAAUAAAUCAUAAACUAUAGAGUAAAACUACAAAAAAAAAAUAAAAAAUUAAAAAAGUAAAAAAAAAUACAAUUCAAACCCUAUUAACUUAAAUGGCAAUUUGAAGAAAAAAGUAAUGGAAACUCUGCCAUUUUCCCAAAAACAUAAAAAGAAAAAAAAAGAAAGAAAUAAUCUAAAAUUAUAACAAUAAUAAUAUAAAACCAAGAAGAAAAAAAAUUAUACAAAAAGAAAAUAUAAAAAAAAAAUUGAAAAAAAAUAUAUGAAUACGUAAU
Messenger RNA from Condylostylus longicornis, 4877 nucleotides. It is a transcript of the gene Unr, whose product is annotated as cold shock domain-containing protein E1. The record is from RefSeq and is a predicted model, not a curated record. Bases 1378 to 4299 code for a protein of 973 amino acids. Gene Ontology annotation, molecular function: nucleic acid binding. NCBI's taxonomy places the organism in Eukaryota, Metazoa, Arthropoda, Insecta, Diptera, Dolichopodidae. The transcript is spliced from 12 exons.